CGACUUUCACUUGGUAUAGACCUCUCGACUUCACAGAGGUAGUUCAGUCGACAACUGGUCAUCAUGGCAUUCAGAGCACCACUCCGUUCGAUGGCUACCGCUGCGCGGUCCUCUCUUAGAAUUGGCUUGAUUCCGGCCGAUGGUAUUGGGAAGGAGGUCAUUCCGGCAGCCCGAAAGGCCAUCGAGGCUCUUGGCUCCGAUGUUCCCAAGCUAGAGUUCUAUGACCUUAUGGCUGGAUUCGAGCUCUUCACGAGGUCUGGAGAGGCUUUGCCAGAGGAGACGAUAGAAAUCAUGAAGAACGAUUGUGAUGCUGCUCUGUUCGGUGCAGUCAGUUCGCCAUCUCGCAAGGUUGUGGGAUACAGCUCUCCCAUUGUUGCGCUGAGGAAGCACCUUGACCUGUAUGCCAACAUUCGUCCGGUUGCUGCGGUCACCGCUAACCCAGAAGAAAAGUCCAACGUGGACAUGGUUGUUGUUCGUGAAAACACAGAAUGCUUGUAUGUCAAGCAAGAAAAUCUCACCAUUGGCGAGAAUGGCAAGGAAGCUCGCGCCACACGGCUCAUCACAGAGCGUGCAUCAAGACGUAUAGGAAAGAUGGCCUUCGAGACUGCUCUUGCACGGGACCGCAAAUUGGUCACCAUCAUCCACAAAUCCAACGUCCUUUCUGUUACCGACGGUCUUUUCCGGGAGACUGUUCGUGGAGUUCCCAAUCUUCCGGAAGUCGCUGGAAAAUACGACGGUGUGAAGGUCGCGGAACAGAUCGUCGACAGUGCGGUAUACCGAUUAUUCCGGGAACCAGAAAUCUACGACGUUCUGGUCGCUCCUAACCUUUACGGAGACAUCUUGUCGGAUGCCGCUGCUGCGCUCGUCGGCUCACUUGGUUUAGUGCCCUCGGUAAACGCUGGCGACAACUUCGUCAUGGGAGAACCUGUCCACGGCUCCGCGCCUGACAUUGAGGGCAAGGGAAUCGCGAACCCUCUGGCUUCCAUUCGUUCGGCUGCUCUGAUGUUGCGUCAUCUUGGGUACGAAAAGGGUGCUGAUAGAAUUGACACUGCGGUGAAUGCGGUGAUCAGGGAGGGCCAGGUGCUGACGCCUGACCUCGGUGGAAAGAGCAGCACGAACGAUGUGGUGGACGCGGUUCUGAAGAGGAUUUAAGGGUGUUUGUUUGAGCACUCUGCCUAGUCCAUGUAGCACCUAGAUUAUAUCUGAGAAUCGAAAUAUGUGGAACAU
Messenger RNA from Stereum hirsutum FP-91666 SS1, 1227 nucleotides. Its product is annotated as mitochondrial NAD-homo-isocitrate dehydrogenase LysB. The transcript is spliced from 11 exons. The record is from RefSeq and is a predicted model, not a curated record. Gene Ontology annotation, cellular component: mitochondrion. NCBI's taxonomy places the organism in Eukaryota, Fungi, Basidiomycota, Agaricomycetes, Russulales, Stereaceae. Gene Ontology annotation, biological process: tricarboxylic acid cycle; isocitrate metabolic process. The coding region runs from base 64 to 1152 and encodes 362 amino acids. Gene Ontology annotation, molecular function: NAD binding; isocitrate dehydrogenase (NAD+) activity; magnesium ion binding.